Panonychus citri (citrus red mite) is the source of this 1628-nucleotide messenger RNA. RefSeq lists its product as uncharacterized. NCBI's taxonomy places the organism in Eukaryota, Metazoa, Arthropoda, Arachnida, Trombidiformes, Tetranychidae. The record is from RefSeq and is a predicted model, not a curated record. The coding region runs from base 48 to 875 and encodes 275 amino acids. The transcript is spliced from 3 exons.
CGAAAUUCAUUCAUUUCUUCAACUCAAAUCUGAUCAACUCAGUAAAAAUGAAUUUCACUUAUUUCGUUACACUCUCUCUGCUCGUGGUGUUGAUCGUCAAUAACGGUCAAUGUGCUUCAAUUUUGUCUGCACAGCCUGUUGGUGAAAAAGCCGAUAGUUCAAUCGUGUUAAAUUAUCGUUAUGUUGAAGAUUGGGAAGAUUUCGUCUUACUCAAUGUAAAUGCUACAGAAACUGGACCAAAACAAAUAGAAAGCUGUAGUUUGUCAUUACAAAGUCAACACGAUGUCAAAGGCAAAUUAUACUGGAGCUCAGCUUUUGAUUAUGCUGUUAUCCACAGUUCUCGACUUGAAUCUGAGAACAAGAUCGUUUUCAGUGUCUUGGUCAAGGAUGUAAAACCAUCUCCAAAUUAUCGAAUCACCGCUGUAUGUAAGCAUUCGGAUGGUAUGUUAACUUUGGCAGAUAAUCUCGACUUUAAAAUACAUUCCACUAUGUCCAAGGCUCGCAUUAUGUUUGCGCAACCAAUUCAUGUUGAGGACAGUUCGUCAAUAGUUCUAAAUUAUAAAUUUGAUAGUAUAUUGGAAGAUUAUAUUGCACUCACUUUGAAUGCCACUGAGACUAGAUCGAAAAUAGUAAAAUCCUGUAGCUUAUCCGUUGAAAAAAGCGCUGAUGGCAAAAAACAUUGGACUCCCACGAUUGAUUAUUCUAUCACUGACUAUUCUCGGCCUGAAUUUGAGAACAAGUUUAUAUUCAACAUACAACUCAAACAUCUUAAGCCAUCGCCAGUCUACCGAUUUACCGUUUUCUGCAUCCAUUAUGAUCUUUCAAUGACCUCUUCGGAUAAUCUUGACAUCGAUGUAGAUUCCAUUGAAUACUAGUUAUAACUAUUAAUAAAUAAUUCAUGUUAUUUUAUUGUAACGAAUUAUUAAUAAAUAUUUAAUUACGGCAUCAAUAAUUCUUCAUUCAUUUUCAUAAUCGCAUCAAAAUUUAUACGAUCUUGGUCACUUUUCAGUCUAUUAGUAGCUCACCUGACGAAAUGAUAAUAAGCCAAUUUUGAGACUUAUUCAGCUAACAAUAAACUUUUAACUCUCUCUUUUCAGUUUCUCUGGCCGUUUGCUCUGACCGAAACUUUUAACUUAACCUCUAACUAAGAACCUUAACCUUGUCGUUCAUUUUGUCACAGGUUUCUUGAAGAUAUGUAUUGUUCUUAUAGUUUUUCUCUGUAUAAGCAAUUCCCUAGUGUGGUGCUCUUUCUUUAGAAUGAUCUUUUGGGUUUCGAUGUAUCUUCUCUUUUCACCUUCCGUUCCAAUUCACUUUCAACAUCUCUCAUUAGACUUCAUAACAAGAACUCAUUUAUUUCCAGCCCAAGCAUUAGCUUCAAGACAAACCUAACCUCUUAACCUCAACUUCGUUUUGCUUCUUGGUUGAUUCAAUCUUGACAUAUCGAUCUUACCCCUCAAAUCGGACAUGAAUCGCUCAGUUAACUUUGUCUCUGUUAGCAUUUGAACGAUCAACUCCAUCGAUCCACUCAUUUGUAUUCAAUAUUCAAAUAUUGAAAAUAAUUAUUUGUUUUAAUCAGAAACGUUACUGUUACUGCUAUAUGAUUUAAUAAAGUUUUUAGACCAAAAUAA